GAGCCCGGGACGGCGCCGACCGUGCGCUCCUCCGCCCGCCUCGCCCAUGUCUCAGUCCCCCCCCACCUCGGACUUCAAGAGGGCUUUGGACAGCAGUCCCGAAGCCAACACCGAGGAUGACAAGACCGAGGAGGACCUGCCCAAGCUCAAAAACUACCUGUGGCUCAGCAUCGUCUCGUGUUUUUGCCCGGCGUACCCCAUCAACAUCGUGGCUUUCGUCUUCUCCAUCAUGUCUCUAAACAGCUACAACAACGGGGACGUCGAAGGAUCCAUGCGGCUUGGGCGGAACGCCAAGUGGGUGGCCAUCGCCUCCAUCAUCAUUGGCCUUCUCAUCAUCAGCAUUUCAUGCAUAGUUCACUUCACAAGGAAAGCUUGAAGAGCCAGCGGUCAGCGUGAGCAGGGAGGACAGACCUCAACCAAACACACCGCAAAGGAGUUUCUGAGGAAUGGAUCCUUGACUUCAGACUGUGAAAUCUUUUCCUCCAGAACUCUCCAGAGGCAGGUCCCUGGCAAAUGAACUAAAAAAAAAAAAAAAAAAAUCCAAAAUUUAGGAAAACCA
Molecule: messenger RNA, 559 nt
Organism: Choloepus didactylus (southern two-toed sloth)
Lineage: Eukaryota; Metazoa; Chordata; Mammalia; Pilosa; Megalonychidae
Gene: TMEM233
Product: transmembrane protein 233
Exons: 3
Coding region: 47-376 (109 amino acids)
Cellular component (GO): membrane
Source: RefSeq, a predicted model, not a curated record